AUGGAGAUGCAACCCCCCCGAUCAAUCAAGGAUGUUCAGCGACUGACCGGUCGACUAGCAGCGCUUAGCCGUUUUUUAUCCAAGUCAGCCGAAAAGUCUCUACCGUUCUUUCAGAUUUUGAAAAAAUCGAAUGGCUUUGAGUGGACGCCGGCGUGUCAAUCGGCUUUCGAAGAUUUGAAGGUGUACUUGAGCUCCGCACCAGUCCUCUCGAAGCCAGAGAAAGAUAAGGUCUUGUUCGUUUAUUUGGCUGUGUCCGACCGAGCGGUCAGCUCCGUACUCGUCCGUGAAGAAAACAAGGGAAUCCAGAAGCCGAUCUACUACGUGAGCAAAGCUCUUCAAGGACCGGAGUUGAGGUACACAAAAUUUGAGAAGACAUCGUUGGCGCUCUGGGUAACAGCCAGAAGACUUGCAGCCUACUUCCAGGCUCACCCGAUAGUAGUGCUAACCGAUCAACCGUUGGGAACGAUCCUCAGGAAUCCAACAUCGUCAGGGCGACUAAUCAAAUGGGCUAUGAUGCUCACCCAGUUCGCGAUUGAGUAUAAGCCCCGUCCUGCCAUCAAGGGUCAAGCAUUGGUUGAUUUCAUCGUCGAGUGCACCGCACGCGACCCGGAACCCGACCGACCGACUGCGCUGGAAGAACCGUGGUGGGAAGUUUCUACUGAUGGGUCGUCAAGCAAAAAGGGAUGUGGGGGUGGAAUUGUGCUCACCUCCCCUGAGGGCUUCAAGAUUUAUCAAGCCUUGAUUUUCAAAUUCCAACCUACCAAUAACGAAGCAGAAUACGAGGCGCUCAUCGGCGGGUUGCGACUGGCUAAGCAGAUGAAGGCCGAACGGUUAAGGGCACGAUCAGACUCCCGGCUGAUAAUCGGACAGCUAUCCAGCACGAUCGAUGCAAAGGAGGACCGGAUGAUACAGUACAAGGAUAUUGCGCUCGAACUAUUACAACAAUUCAAAAAAUACGAGCUGAUCCAAAUACCAAGGAUGGAGAACACGGACGCUGACAUGCUCUCGAAGUUGACUCAAGAAGCUCCUGAAUACGUGUCCAAGAUCGCACGCAUUGAAGAAAUCAGAGCGCCAAGCAUUGACGUCAUAGAGGUCCGACCGGUCGAGAUAGGCGAGCCAGACUGGAUGUAUGACUUGAAGAAUUACAUCGCCAACGGCACUAUACCUGACGACGACUUGAAGAAUUACAUCGCCAACGGCACUAUACCUGACGACUCCUCCCGGGCAAAGAAAGUUAAGUUGAGGGUACCUGACGACUCCUCCCGGGCAAAGAAAGUUAAGUUGAGGGCACCGCGCUUCCCCUCCCGGGCAAAGAAAGUUAAGUUGAGGGCACCGCGCUUCCAAUUGGUGGCAAAGAAAGUUAAGUUGAGGGCACCGCGCUUCCAAUUGGUCGAUGAGAAAGUUAAGUUGAGGGCACCGCGCUUCCAAUUGGUCGAUGAUAGACUCUACAAAAGAUCAUAUGGUGGACCGCUUCUUCGGUGUUUAACCAGCGAUGAGGCGAAAAUUGUGAUGGAAGAAGUUCAUGAGGGGAUCUGUUCUGCCCAUCAAGGACCGAGAACACUCGCGCAAAAGAUCAUUCUGAUGGGUUAUUACUGGCCUUCGAUCAACUUGGAUUGCGAGCAGUAUGUUCGACGAUGCGCCACUUGCCAAGAGUUUCACAAGUUACCCGGUCGACCAGCCACCUACUAUCAACCCGUCAGCGAAGUAAUACCAUUUGCGAGGUGGGGAGUGGACCUGAUCGGAGCAUUCCCAAUGGCAGCUGGACGCAAAAAGUAUGUGAUCGUGGCGAUCGACUACUUCACCAAGUGGGUGGAAGCAAAGGCGCUGGCAACUAUCACUUCUCAACAGUGUCAAAAGUUCCUUUGGAAAAAUGUGAUUACUCGUUUCGGGGUACCUGUUCAAUUGAUCACAGACAACGGGACACAAUUUGACAGCCGGCCAUUUAAAAACUUCAUGGCUCAUUUGGGCAUAAGGCAUACCCGGGUGGCCGUAGCUUACCCGCAAGCAAAUGGUCAAGUGGAGAACACCAACCGGACGAUCUUGGAUGGGUUGAAAAAGAAAUUGCAAACUGCGGGUCGAGGCUGGGUUGAUGAGCUUUCGUAUGUUCUUUGGACGUACCGAACCACCCCGCGUCGGGCAACGAAUGAGACACCUUUCUCCCUGACGUAUGGAUUCGAGACGAAAAAAGGGACAUGGCAGCUCGGAGGUUGA
Molecule: messenger RNA, 2211 nt
Organism: Ipomoea triloba (trilobed morning glory)
Lineage: Eukaryota; Viridiplantae; Streptophyta; Magnoliopsida; Solanales; Convolvulaceae
Exons: 2
Coding region: 1-2211 (736 amino acids)
Biological process (GO): DNA integration
Molecular function (GO): RNA-DNA hybrid ribonuclease activity; nucleic acid binding
Source: RefSeq, a predicted model, not a curated record